Molecule: messenger RNA, 3751 nt
Organism: Scaptodrosophila lebanonensis
Lineage: Eukaryota; Metazoa; Arthropoda; Insecta; Diptera; Drosophilidae
Gene: CanA-14F
Product: serine/threonine-protein phosphatase 2B catalytic subunit 3
Exons: 2
Coding region: 479-2236 (585 amino acids)
Biological process (GO): calcineurin-mediated signaling
Cellular component (GO): calcineurin complex; cytoplasm
Molecular function (GO): calmodulin binding; calmodulin-dependent protein phosphatase activity
Source: RefSeq, a predicted model, not a curated record
UUUUUUCCACCAACUACUCUCGGGUCGUGUUAAUUUAAUAUUUAAUUACAACAUUUAAGCAUUGCUGCAUUGUGCUGUGGUCUUUAAAUUGUGCCGCGUGCGUCUGUGCGUACAGCAGCAUUUGUGCGUUGUAAAGCGAGAAAAAGUGUAGCAAAUAUUGAAUAAAAGGCCACGAACACAAACUGUCGGCACAUUCAGAUUCAAGAGUAAGCAACGCACAGUGAGGACGCCGCCAAGGACGUUGAUGACAAGGAAUAAACUACAAUAAUAACAACAGCAAAAGCAACGAUAACAUCAACAACAACAAAAGUUUCCAAGGAUUAAUACCCUGUGCAGCUUCCACCAGUGAAAGUGUGUCUGACCAACGUCCUCGCCCGCCAGUCGUGCGUGUGCGUGCGUGCGUGCGUGAGUGUGAGUGUGGCACAGAGGCAUUGACGACUUGACUUGGCAAGGCAGCAGUCAUCUUCAUAUAUAAAUAAUGUCUUCGCCAAUAGCACAGAGUAACAAUAGCCAGUCGCAAUCCUCUGGAGCGUCGACGCAGCAACAACAGCAACAAAAUCAAAAGGCAAACGCCACCGGUGGCACCACCAAUAACACACACGACAAGAAUGCCACAGGGACGACGGGGACGGCAUCUAGUGGUGCUGGCUCAGCGGCCACACAAGCAGCAGCAACCACAGCAUCUGGUGGCGGUGGGGCAGCGCAACAGAGCCCCACAAAACGGAGCACAAUAUCCACAAAGGAGCGUGUGAUCGACAGCGUGCCGUUUCCACCCAGUCGCAAAUUGACAUGUGCCGAUGUAUUCGAUGCACGCACUGGAAAGCCACACCAUGAUGUACUUAAGCAGCACUUCAUACUUGAGGGUCGCAUCGAAGAGGCAGCCGCGUUGCGGAUCAUCCAGGAAGGAGCUACACUGUUGCGUCAGGAAAAGACCAUGAUCGAUAUUGAGGCACCUGUGACUGUGUGCGGAGACAUUCAUGGCCAGUUCUACGAUCUUAUGAAACUCUUCGAGAUUGGAGGCUCGCCGGCCACUACAAAAUAUCUCUUCCUGGGCGACUAUGUGGAUCGAGGCUACUUUAGCAUCGAGUGCGUCCUGUAUCUGUGGUCGCUGAAGAUCACCUAUCCGCAGACGCUGUUCCUGCUGCGUGGCAACCACGAGUGCCGGCACCUCACUGAGUACUUCACGUUCAAGCAGGAGUGCAAGAUCAAGUACUCGGAACGUGUGUACGAUGCAUGCAUGGAUGCGUUCGACUGCCUACCGUUGGCGGCUCUCAUGAACCAGCAGUUCCUCUGCGUGCAUGGCGGUCUGUCGCCGGAGAUACAUGAACUGGAGGAUAUACGACGGCUCGAUCGUUUCAAGGAGCCGCCCGCCUUUGGCCCCAUGUGCGACCUAUUGUGGUCGGAUCCGCUGGAGGACUUUGGCAACGAGAAGAACUCGGAUUUCUACACGCACAACUCGGUGCGCGGCUGUUCGUACUUCUACAGCUACGCCGCGUGCUGCGACUUCCUGCAGAACAACAAUCUGCUUUCGAUCAUAAGGGCGCACGAGGCGCAGGACGCCGGCUACCGCAUGUACCGCAAGAGCCAAACCACCGGUUUCCCCUCGCUAAUCACAAUUUUCUCGGCGCCUAACUAUCUAGAUGUGUACAACAACAAGGCGGCGGUGCUCAAGUACGAGAACAACGUGAUGAACAUAAGGCAAUUCAACUGCUCGCCGCACCCCUACUGGCUUCCCAACUUCAUGGACGUGUUCACCUGGUCGCUGCCCUUCGUUGGCGAGAAGGUCACUGAGAUGCUGGUGAACGUGCUGAACAUCUGCUCCGACGACGAGCUGAUGACAGAGGAGAGCGAGGAGCCUUGCUCCGAUGACGAGGCGGCACUGCGCAAGGAGGUCAUACGCAACAAGAUACGAGCCAUCGGCAAAAUGGCGCGCGUGUUCUCCGUGCUGCGCGAAGAAUCGGAAUCGGUGCUGCAGCUGAAGGGCUUAACGCCGACUGGCGCACUCCCGCUGGGCGCCCUCUCCGGCGGCAAACAAUCGUUGAAGAAUGCCAUGCAGGGCUUCUCCCCCAAUCACAAGAUUACCUCGUUCGCGGAGGCCAAGGGCCUGGAUGCGGUCAACGAGCGGAUGCCCCCUCGUCGGGAUGCAACGCCAUCGCCGGCGGAGGAGGGUCAGAAAUCACUGUCAGCGGCGGCUGCAGCAGCGGCCAAUGCAAAUGCGAAUGCAAUCAAUGGAUAAUUCUAAGUCAGCAGCAACAGAAGAGCAGUCAGAGGAGCUGCAGAUAAGCAGCAGAUAAGCAGCAGCAGCAGUAGCUAAAAAGUCAGUUAAGGCAGUUUAAGUAAACGGUGGGAGGGAGAAAGCAAAUACAAACACAAACACACUCGGAAAACAAAUAUACUGUUAGUUUCAAGCAAAAGCGCCAAUACAUACACACACACAAAAUGUGCAUACAUGCAUGCAUACAUAAAUCAUCACUUACACGUAAAACACAGAGCAUCAGCAAUAACAACAGCAACAACAACAAACAACAUGCGUUGCCGUCGCCGUACAGUUAAAAAAAGAAAACAGAAACAAUUAAAGAUAACAGAAGAAGACGUCACAGUUUGAAAUGCGUGCGCACGCAAUAAAUGCAAAACAACAAAAAGAAAAUAAAGACAAAGCGCAAAUGUUUACUUAUUGGUAUUAAAAGGAAAAGAAAAACAAAACAAGAGAAAAACAAAAAAUGUAAAAUUAAUUAUAAAAUGCAGUUAAACAAGUAUAAAAAUUAUAUAUAUAUAUUAUACAUAUAUAUCAAAAUUUUGUGCAACGUUAUAUCAAAAACAAAAAAGGCAGCAACAAAGCUAAGCAAAGUUAACGGUCGCGCUGCUUCAAAGCAAUUCCUGGCGUCGACGUUGACGUCAAUGUCACGCCACAGUUAAAGCAGCAGCAGCUAAGAAAACCAAACUUAAGUGAAAUUAUUUGCAAACAAAAAUGUAAAAUCUUCAUAAAGAAAAAGCUCGUCUCUGUAUUAAAAAAAAAAUCCCAAAAACAACAAAUUCUACUAAUCUUACUACUACUUUCGUUGUGUGGCGUCUGGGCGACUUUUUAGCAGAUAAACAACAACAAUAAACACCAAUAAGCAGCUAUAAAUGCUAAAUUACUAAAAAAAAAAAAAAAAUAUUUUACUACAAUAUUUUAAUACAACAACAACAAGCAAAAUGACUGAAUCUCUAUCUUACUCUUUCUCUCUCACACACACAACUAAAAACAACCACACACACACACCCACGAUUACAUACACACACAAACAAACAUACACACACAGAGACACACGCAUGAUGCAUAAACUUAAAGUUUAUAGUAUAUUGUCGUCGCCAUUGUCGCCUCACACUCUCUCAUCUGGUGAUUGUGUAUGUGGUCUUUAUAUACGUGCCAUCUUUGUCGUAGUCAUUAGCUGAAUAUAUAAAAAGUAAAAAAUAAAAAAAAACAAACAAAACAAAACAUACUAUGUAUAUGAAUUAUAUUGUUUAUGCUGCAGCGACGCAGGCGACGACGUGUUCUAUGCAACCACAGCAGCAGCGCAGCGACAAAAAGAGCGGCGUUUAACGGUAUUCCCCGAGAUGCACGCCAAGGCCCCAAGGUCACUUACCACUCGCCACUCACUCUCUCACACUCACCCCACUCCUCUCCAAAUCUCGAACGAGUGCGCAAAAAAUGAAUGUUGUUGCCUCACAUUUGCGCCUGCGUCGUUGUGCGUAACUUUUUUAUACUUAA